This is a messenger RNA of Ochotona curzoniae (black-lipped pika), 3968 nucleotides long. It is a transcript of the gene DMTF1, whose product is annotated as cyclin D binding myb like transcription factor 1. Bases 1522 to 3837 code for a protein of 771 amino acids. The record is from RefSeq and is a predicted model, not a curated record. Lineage: Eukaryota; Metazoa; Chordata; Mammalia; Lagomorpha; Ochotonidae. Gene Ontology annotation, molecular function: RNA polymerase II cis-regulatory region sequence-specific DNA binding; DNA-binding transcription factor activity, RNA polymerase II-specific. Gene Ontology annotation, biological process: regulation of transcription by RNA polymerase II. The transcript has 16 exons. Gene Ontology annotation, cellular component: nucleus.
GACUUGUGUGCCCCAAGUGUUUCUAGUUUGUCUCCUUUGUUGGCUUUUCCCGGUGCGGUGCUGAGUCCCCGAGGAGCAGCGAGCGGUGGGCUUGGGCAGGGGAGAGUGGGGGGCAGGUCUCGCCCUAGAUCCCCCCCGUUUUAUUAAUUUUUGUCCUUGUUGGCGUCUCGGACUGUCCUGCCCUGGGGGUCGCAGCCUCGCCCCGUGGCUCCGGAGAGCAGGGGUGGCCGGCGCGCUUUGCUGUCAGCCUGAGGAGCGGGGAGGGUCCCUCCGGGGUGCUGGGCCAGUGUGUCGGGGGGCUGGGGAGGGGAGUCCGGGUUCCCGAGACGUUUGCCUGAGAAACUGUCAAUCCCUUUGGUCUUUAAGCGUGCACUUGGUGGGGAGACUGGCUUCUGGACCGGUGGGCGUUGUGCCCCGGUCCCCGGGCGGCGUUCCGUGCAGCCCAGGGACGCCGGGCGUGUUGGGGGGCCUAGGCGGGGGCGACACCCGCCCGAGGGGCUCGGCGAUGCCCGCUGCUCGCGGCCGCCCGGCUCCUGCCGUCCCCGCCGGCUGCCAGGGGGCGAGGCUGUGUGCCGGAGACGCGGGGGAAGGGGACACGUAGCACUGGGCGCCUCUCGACAAGGGCUUGCUGCUCGGGCGGCUGAAGGCUCCAACAAUGCGGUGUGCAACUUUCCUAGGGGACCGUCCCGUCCGUAGCUUGUGAGCUCAGGGCGGAGUAGAGAAAAUAAUUUUUUUUUUUCUUUCGCCGCGUUGGAAGUGCUGCACACGUAGAAUCAGUUUUUCGGCUAAGCGUUUCCCUGUGUUUCCAUUACUUCAGACUGCUAUCUUGAGGGUGAUUUUUAACUUCGUGUUUUGGGAAACUUUAGGAAGACAGCUGUGUUUAGUGGCUUUAGUAAUUUUACCACCCCCUGAAAGACCUUGCCGUGGGUUAUACACCAGAAAUCUUAAUGUUUUUCCUACGAUGGUAUCGCUGUGUUAAGAUUUAGAAAUUGAACUACACUUUAGGAGGAGAAUAAAAGAUUGAAACUACAUUCUCAAGUUACAUUUUAUAAUUUGACAGAAAAAUUGUCAAAGUAGGAAUAGUUUGUGAGAAUUUUUUUUCUCCAUUCACAGGCAGCUAGUGAGAAAAAAGUGUUAUGAAGGACACUUCCCAUGACAUGUGAUGAUUUUUAUCUCAUUUUUAACUCCCAAAAUAGGUGUUCUUAGGUGUUUUUGUGUGCCUCCAAGGAAGCUAAUUUUUUUUCUCGUUUUUUUAGUAUAGGCUCACCUCAAAAAAUGUUUUUUGGGACUGAUGUAGGACCUGCGUGUUCUUUGGGAAUCUAAUUGAUUGCAGUUGCGCUAGAUGGUGGAGCCAAAAUGCUAUUGCCCUGUAUUCGGCAACAUUUAAUCAAGUGUGGUACAAGUACGGACAUGGGGGAGAAACAGUUGGGAUAACAUGAAAGUGAUGCUGGUGGCUAAGAGCAGGCGACUUGCUUCUGCGGGAAGGGCUACCCCAGCUCCAUCUGUUGUCUAGAUUUGAGUAUGAGCACAGUUGAAGAGGAUUCUGACACAGUAACAGUAGAAGCUGUGAACUCUGUGACCUUCACUCAGGACCCCGAAGGGAACCUCAUUCUUCACUGCCCUCAGAAUGAUGCUGAUGAAAUAGACUCAGAAGAUAGUGCUGAGCCGCCACAUAAGAGAGUUUGCUUGUCCUCUGAGGAUGGUCAGAGUAUUGGUGAUUCUGCAUCUUGCAUAUCAGUUGUCGCACUUCCACUUUCAGAAAAUGAUCAGAGCUUUGAGGUGACGAUGACUGCAACUACAGAGGUGGCAGAUGAUGAAAUCAGUGAGGGGACUGUGACGCAGAUUCAGAUUUUACAGAAUGAGCAACUAGGUGAAAUAUCUCCCUUGGGUAAUGAAGAAGUGUCAGCAGUUAGCCAAGCCUGGUUUACCACUAAAGAAGAUAAAGAUUCUUUGACAAACAAAGGGCAUAAAUGGAAGCAGGGUAUGUGGUCCAAGGAAGAAAUUGAUAUUUUGAUGAACAAUAUUGAACGCUAUCUGAAGGCACGCGGAAUAAAAGAUGCCACAGAAAUCAUCUUUGAGAUGUCGAAAGACGAAAGGAAAGAUUUCUACAGGACUAUAGCAUGGGGUCUGAACCGGCCUUUGUUUGCAGUUUAUAGAAGAGUGCUUCGCAUGUAUGAUGACAGAAACCAUGUGGGAAAGUAUACACCUGAAGAAAUUGAGAAGCUGAAGGAGCUCCGGAUAAAGCAUGGCAAUGACUGGGCAACAAUAGGGGCGGCGCUAGGAAGAAGUGCAUCUUCCGUCAAAGAUCGGUGCCGGCUGAUGAAGGACACCUGCAACACAGGGAAGUGGACAGAAGAAGAAGAAAAGAGACUUGCAGAGGUGGUUCAUGAAUUGACAAGCACUGAACCGGGAGACAUAGUUACACAGGGUGUGUCUUGGGCAGCUGUGGCUGAACGAGUGGGUACCCGCUCAGAAAAGCAGUGUCGCUCUAAAUGGCUCAAUUACCUGAACUGGAAACAGAGUGGGGGUACCGAAUGGACCAAGGAAGAUGAAAUCAAUCUCAUCCUCAGGAUAGCAGAGCUUGAUGUGGCUGAUGAAAAUGACAUAAACUGGGAUCUGCUGGCUGAGGGAUGGAGCAGCGUCCGUUCACCACAAUGGCUUCGAAGUAAAUGGUGGACCAUCAAAAGGCAAAUUGCAAACCAUAAGGAUGUUUCAUUUCCUGUCUUAAUAAAAGGUCUUAAACAGUUACAUGAAAACCAAAGAAACAACCCAACACUUUUGGAGCACAAAUCUGGAUCCGGAGUCCCCAGCAGUAAUUGCAGUUCCAGUGUACAGCAUGUUCAGAUCAGAGUUGCCCGCCUGGAAGAGAAUGCAGCCGUCUCUCCAAGUCCCACGGCAGCACUGCAGAUCCCAGUGCAGAUCACCCAUGUCUCUUCAACAGACUCCUCCGCUGCUACUGUUGACUCGGAAACAAUAACACUAAACAGUGGAACACUACAGGCAUUUGAGAUCCUCCCGUCUUUCCAUUUACAGCCCACUGGCACUCCAGGCACCUACCUGCUUCAGACAAGUGCAAGUCAAGGCCUUCCUCUGACUCUGACGGCUAGUCCCACAGUGACCCUGGCAGCUGCUGCUCCUGCUUCUCCUGAACAGAUCAUUGUUCACGCUUUAUCUCCAGAGCAUUUGUUGAACACAAAUGACAAUGUCACACUUCAGUGUCACACACCAAGGGUCAUCAUCCAGACUGUUGCUUCUGAGGAUAUUUCUUCCAUAUCCCAAACAGAACUGGCAGUAGACACUGAUCUUCAGUCAUCUGAUUUUCCCACGCCUCCAGAUGCACUAGAAGCAGACACCUUCCCAGAUGAAAUCCAUCAACCAAAAAUGACUGUGGAGCCAUCAUUUAAUGAUGCUCAUGUAUCCAAAUUCAGUGACCAAAACAGCACAGAACUGAUAAACAGUGUUAUGGUCAGAACUGAAGAAAUACUGGAUACCCGCCUUAAACAGGAGGCGGAGUCCCCCUCUCACUUAGCCACUGCUUAUGUUACAGAGGUAAGUCCAGGUGCUCCUGAGAACAGCCUGCCAGGGACUUCCCUGGAGCCACCACUGCAGAUACUUGGGAGGGGUUUGGGUGGUACUGCCUCCGUACUGAUCAGUGAACCAGCCGUGUUGUUGCUAAUGGAAAUGGGCAAAGAUUUCUUUCCACAGUCAAGGGAGUUGAACAAAACUCUGCCCCUGUCCACCCCACCUGUAGUGCACAGAGCAAUGUUGACGGAAGCCUACCCUGUUCUUAGGAACAGAGCUCUGAUUCUCCUUAGGAACUUCAGCCCAGCACAGUGACAGCACUAUUUUCUUGAAGACCUGUACCUGCAUUAGUUUCGAUUUGGAAUUAUAGGUUAUUGUCCAUUUUAAGAUACUAACCUUUCUUUGUAUUGUAGUUUUAAAAAUGGGAUAAGUUUGAGAGCAAAUCC